AUGCCUCAUUUCAAAAUUCUAAAUCUGAUUCCAAGAACAUCUCCUUGGCCCCCUCGAAAAGCUGAACCUGCUGGAAGAGGCGAGGAGGAGGACGGUCCGAACAUCCGGGACGUUGGCCGAGUUCAAGAACAGCUGGAGAAUCCAUCGGAGACGGACGACCACCUCGGGCUGCUGUUGAACCUGCCGGAAGAGGCGAGGAGGAGGACGGUCCGAACUUCCGGGACGUUGGCGCCGAGUUCAAGAAAAGCUGGAGAGUCCAUCGGCGACGGACGACCACCUCGGGCUGCUGUUGAACCUGCCGGAAGAGGCGAGGAGGAGGACGGUCCGAACUUCCGGGACGUUGGCCGAGUUCAAGAACAGCUGGAGAAUCCAUCGGAGACGGACGACCACCUCGGGCUGCUGCUGAACCUGCCGGGAGAGGCGAGGAGGAGGAGGACGGUCAACACAGUCGGAACCGUGGCCAAGUUCAAGAUCCUAUUCUAAAUCCGAUUCCACCCCAUCCGAGACCACCUCGGGCUGCUGCUGAACCUGCCGGGAGAGGCGAGGAGGAGGACGGUCAACACAGCCGGGACGUUGGACGAGUUCAAGAACAGCUGGAGAAUCCAUCGGAGACGGACGACCACCUCGGGCUGCUGUUGAACAUGCCGGAAGAGGCGAGGAGGAGGAGGACGGUCAACACAGCCGGAACCGUGGCCAAGUUCAAGAACCUAUUCUAAAUCUGAUUCCAAGAACAUCUCCUUGGCCCCCUCGAAAAGCUGAACCUGCUGGAAGAGGCGAGGAGGAGGACGGUCCGAACAUCCGGGACGUUGGCCGAGUUCAAGAACAGCUGGAGAAUCCAUCGGAGACGGACGACCACCUCGGGCUGCUGUUGAACCUGCCGGAAGAGGCGAGGAGGAGGACGGUCUGAACAUCCGGGACGUUGGCCGAGUUCAAGAAAAGCUGGAGAGUCCAUCGGCGACGGAUGACCACCUCGGGCUGCUGCUGAACCUGCCGGGAGAGGCGAGGAGGAGGACGGUCAACACAGCCGGGACGUUGGCCGAGUUCAAGAACAGCUGGAGAAUCCAUCGGAGACGGACGACCACCUCGGGCUGCUGUUGAACAUGCCGGAAGAGGUGAGGAGGAGGACGGUCUGAACAUCCGGGACGUUGGCCGAGUUCAAGAAAAGCUGGAGAGUCCAUCGGCGACGGAUGACCACCUCGGGCUGCUGCUGAACCUGCCGGAAGAGGUGAGGAGGAGGACGGUCUGAACAUCCGGGACGUUGGCCGAGUUCAAGAAAAGCUGGAGAGUCCAUCGGAGACGGAUGACCACCUCGGGCUGCUGCUGAACCUGCCGGAAGAGGCGAGGAGGAGGAGGAC
Messenger RNA from Culex pipiens pallens (northern house mosquito), 1355 nucleotides. RefSeq lists its product as uncharacterized. Lineage: Eukaryota; Metazoa; Arthropoda; Insecta; Diptera; Culicidae. The record is from RefSeq and is a predicted model, not a curated record. The transcript has 4 exons. The coding region runs from base 1 to 483 and encodes 160 amino acids.